UGCAGCGGUUCAUACAAUUUCAAAUCGAAAGGAUUCCAAAAGUAAACAGUGUGAAAGACGAGUGAAAUUUUUUGUUUGACGUAUUGAAAGAAGGAAGAAGAAAUUUAGAAUUAUUGAAGAAAUAUAAGAUGUCUACAGUUUCUUUCGACAAACUUAUAGCUAUAGGACGUAAACUCGACGAAGGUAUUAGAGAGUUAGAAGAAGAGUGGCGUUUGCCAGGUACUUUUAUCGGUGGCUAUGCAGAUGUUACAGAACAAACGAAGCAUAAUAUAAAAGAAUUGGUAAAAUCUAUUCAGGACUCGCAGGAUGAUAUAAAUAAAAUGAUCGAAGAUUGUAAGAUAUCUAAGGCAGAUCCAACAAAUGAUUCAGAGGAUAUUUUUCUUAAGGAAACGCAAAAUGUAUAUAACGUGAUAAAAAAAGAUGUAGAUAAUUUAGAAACCGUAUUUAAAGAAUUUGGAUAUCAUUACAAUAAAAAUAAUGACAGUGAAGCUACUGAAACUUUAGAAUUGAAAGAAAUUGAUACGAAGAAUGAUUCUAAUGACUUAGACAAUACAGUAGAAGUUGUUUUUACUCCUGAUUUGGGUUGGCGUAAAAAGAAAUCUAUCGACAAGACAUCCUUGUUGGUGAGUGGAAAUUCAGGAUUGUUAGAGGAAAGUGAAAUACUGAAGAUGACAGCCAGUAUAAAUUUAGAAUCUAAGGAAAAGGAAAGAGCAUACGAUACAGAUGAUAGAAUAUUAUUGUCCGCAAAAAAGUCAGAAGAAAGUUUACAAAUGUGUAGCGUUGGGUUAACACCGUUAAGAAACAGACCGCAGUGUCAGAUUUAUUCAAAACAUUUUUACAACUUAAAAAAGAAAAAAGUUAACGAAUGAAUAAAUUUAAUAAAUGUGUCUUAGGGAAAUUGGAUAGGUUGAAAACUUUUUUUAGAACAUUUGUUUUGAUCUCAUUGAACGUUUCGUCUCUUUAUCGGGAUUUCUUCAGCAACUGAUAAUUUUAUUAUGACAUUUUUUGAAAAAUACAUAUUAUAAACAUUACAAGAAGGUUCUUUAAUAUUACCUUGAUCAUUAAUGUUCUGAAUCUUUUUUAUAAAUUCUUCCGAAGACAUACAUUAUUAUAUUUUUUUCAAAACAAACUGUAUUUCACAUUCGCUAAUCGUUAAUUCUAAAUCUGUUAAAUUCAAAACACGUAAUCAAACAUAACUGAUUCUAUCUAGACUAGUGUUUAAUAGCCUAGGUAUCCUCACCAUUAUGGUGCCCUCUGUUACGGUGUUCUAUUUAUGAUAAUUAAACUUUAAUUUCCCUAAGACACCAUUUAUUAAUAAUUUUAUUUUUGAACGAGAUAA
Polistes canadensis is the source of this 1339-nucleotide messenger RNA. RefSeq lists its product as uncharacterized. NCBI's taxonomy places the organism in Eukaryota, Metazoa, Arthropoda, Insecta, Hymenoptera, Vespidae. The coding region runs from base 129 to 869 and encodes 246 amino acids. The transcript is spliced from 4 exons. The record is from RefSeq and is a predicted model, not a curated record.